Messenger RNA from Mizuhopecten yessoensis (Yesso scallop), 6415 nucleotides. RefSeq names its product dual 3',5'-cyclic-AMP and -GMP phosphodiesterase 11A-like. The transcript is spliced from 20 exons. NCBI's taxonomy places the organism in Eukaryota, Metazoa, Mollusca, Bivalvia, Pectinida, Pectinidae. Gene Ontology annotation, molecular function: protein binding; 3',5'-cyclic-nucleotide phosphodiesterase activity. The record is from RefSeq and is a predicted model, not a curated record. Bases 777 to 3506 code for a protein of 909 amino acids. Gene Ontology annotation, biological process: signal transduction.
UGUUGGUCCACUGGUAACACAGGGCUGCCACACCACGCUCAGAUCCUACUCACUCACUCACUCGUACUGGCUCUGCAUAGCAGCAACCGGCAAGUGGUGACUGGGAUUUACUCGCCGGUUGGGGACAGUGUCUCUGUUCUAUGAUAUAUCAUCUCGAUAUGACAAGACCGACAGCAAAUAUAACUACUAUUGCGAUACGGGAUUUAUUACCGUGAUUGGAUAUAUACGAUAAUUUUAUGUUUGUCAAAACAGUGUCUGAUGGAUUGUAUUAUUAAUCUUUUGGAAGUAUUGUAUUCAAUGGAUUUUUUUUUCUUUAUAUAAUGAUUGAGAAGUAAAAAGACGGCCAUUGGCGCCAAUUUUGUACAUUAGUGAUUAAUUUUGUGAUAUGUAUAAUAAACGUUUUGAACAGGUGAAAUAUGUUACGUGAAGUACAUGUGGAUUUAUAUUGACACGCGACAGCAGCCCUGGGUAGUCCGAUGAUCCAGAAUACGUUUGAUAGUGUCUACAUACUUCUCUGUGUUGACCAAGUUUAUAAUUUUCAAUCAAUGCAAACAAACGUGUUGGGUUAAAAUACACCUAUUGUGUAAAACUACUUAACUGACAAAUACAUUAUAAAAAUACAUUAAGUGUUUUUGACAACUUAAAUCUACAUUAUAAAACUAAACUAUUUAUAGUGGAACCUAAAAUCUACUCAUCGAAAGUUUAAACAACAAAAACAACGAUGAAAGAAGUCGCCUUCUCGUCGUUCGUUCUGUCGUAGUUGCUACCCUGACACGAUGUCCGGGCUAACCUCGGGUGCAGUCGAGGAGUGGAUGGAUUCCCAUAAGGAAUCCAUGCAAGAAAUAUUUUUAAAGAAAGCGGACACAGUUCUUAUCAACAAGUGGCUUUUAGUACACGGAUACAGUGCUGUAUGUGAUGGGGUAACGCAUUCUACCAAACGGGGGUCACUGACGGGGGGCAACAGUAACCCCUCCUCACCACGUGAUCUCAGGUGUGGAGAUGGCUUCUUUGAAAAUGCACAUCAAAGAUCAAAUUCGAAAAAGUAUCUCCGCCAGGACUUCGCCAAAUCAAAAAAGAAGAACAUAUUUCGAACGUACGAACCGACUUCUUCUCCUGAACUUACGACAGAGGGUCGGCGCAGUAGUCUAAAAGAUAUGCGGAUGUUCCGAUCCUUGCCGCAGAAUUCUGUGAACAUCCUUAGUCUGUUAAUUCAGUCAAAGGUCCGACUUCCACGCUACCCAAGUAAGGAUAUCGAUAUGAAAAGGGAUCUGCGACAAAUCAACGAACGUGAUUUCUUCUUGGAAAUCGUGAAGGAUAUUUCUAACGACCUUGACCUUCGGAGUCUUACGAAUAAGAUUAAAUCCAACAUAAGCGUGCUAGUGGAUGGAGAUGCUGGGUCUGUAUUUGUGUUGGAGGGCAAGGGUUCUAAUCGGCCCGUUCUUGUGUCCAAACUGUUUGAUAUUCAUUCCGGUACGUCCAUCUUUCCAUCUACUUCCGGUCAGAGUAGCAUCAAGGUCGCGUGGGGAAAAGGGAUAAUAGGUCACGUGGCUGCACAGGGAGAUACCGUGAAUAUUUUGGAUGCUAGUAUGGAUCCCAGGUACAAUGACGAGGUGGACCGAAUCACAGGCUACGUCACAGAGUCAAUUAUCUGCAUGCCUAUUCGGAACUCGGACAACGAAAUUGUGGGCGUGGCCCAGGUUGUCAACAAGACGGGUUCAUGUGAAGGUUUCAGCGAGGACGAUGAAAAGAUGCUGACCACGUACCUCACGUUCUGUGGGAUUGCAAUCCACAACGCUCAGAUAUUCGAGGCCUACAGCAAGGAAUAUGAGAGGAAUAAGGCUCUUCUAGAGGUCAUCCAUGACUUGUUCGAGGAGCAGACGUCAGUUGAAAACGUCAUCCACAAGAUCAUGCAGAGGGCACAGUCUCUACUGAAGUGUGAGCGAUGCUCCGUCCUCCUAAGGGAUGGCACGUCAGAGACUAACUUCAACCAAGUAUUUGAUCUCGGUUAUCCGGUGAAAAAUGGCAAGUCUUCCAAUUAUAAGAAUGUUUUCUCAACCUGUGAUCCCAAAACGCAUCCCGCCAACAGGCCACGUAAUGUGCCCUCCAUUAUUUGUACAAGUCCUGAAAACUCUUCAGACAUGAAAUUUGGAAACAAGAUCGCCGAACACGUGCUCAUUACAGGAGAGACAAUAAAUAUUUCAGACGCUGAGCAUGAUGGUCGCUUCGAGCAUGAGGUUGACAAAUGCGGAAACAUUUCUAUGCGGUCGAUAUUGUGUAAGCCAAUCAGAAACAGGGACUCACAAACAAUUGGAGUCGCUCAGGUGAUGAACAAAUCCGACGGACUCGCUUUUGAUGAACAUGACGAUCAACUGUUUGAAGCUUUCACGAUAUUCUGUGGUUUGGGAAUUAACAACUGUGUUCUAUACGAGGAGACGGCCAUCUUGUUAUCGAAACAAGCUGUAACGUUAGAGACUCUGUCCUACCAUGCCGGUGUAUCAGCGACGGAUGUUGUGCGGCUCAAGGGCCAGAAAGUACCAGAGGCGCCGGUGUGGAACCUAGACAACCACAGAUUUAAUGAUUUCUCACUCACGAAAGACGAGAUGCUUGUAGCAGCCAUUAGAAUGUUCGAAGAUUUAGGAUUUAUAAGAAAGUUCAAAAUUGAUAUCGAGGUGUUGUGUCGAUGGCUCCUGACUGUGCGGAAGAACUAUCGUAAUGUCUCGUAUCACAACUGGCGACAUGCGUUCAACGUGUGUCAGACCAUGUUUGCGUCCCUUAAGAGGAGUGGAGUAAAGCGCCAUCUGGAGGACAGGGAGACGUUAGCUUUGGUAGUGGGAUGUCUCUGUCAUGAUCUGGACCACAGAGGAACUAACAACGCCUUCCAACAAAAAUCGGGAUCCGCCCUUGCUCACUUGUAUGGUACAAGUGGUACCAUGGAACAUCAUCAUUUCAACCACGCCGUUACUAUCCUCAACAGCGAGGGUAAUAACAUAUUCGCUAACUUUACGUCCGAAGAGUACAGUGGGACUAUAAACUUGUUGAAGGAGUCCAUACUGGCCACAGACCUCUCCCUCCACAUACAAUUACGAAACAAAUUCUUCGCCAUGGUCGAUUCCGGACAAAAUACCUGGGAUGACCGGGAAUCCAAGGAAACUCUCCGAAGUAUACUGAUGACGUCAUGUGAUAUAGCUUCUAUUACGAAACCCUGGCAAAUACAGCGAAAGGCUGCCGACCUGGUGAUGGCGGAGUUCUUCGACCAAGGUGACAAAGAGAAACACCAGUUAAACAUACAACCCCAGGCCUGUAUGGACCGAGAACGUCAGGACGAGUUACCCAAGCUCCAGAUGGGCUGGAUUGAUGGCAUAUGUCUUCCCUUGUAUACUGCAUUAUCGAAAAUGGAUGCAUAUUUCGAACCAUUGAAAGACGGUGUUUUAGCUAACAGGGGCUACUGGGAAAAGAUGGAUGCCGACAAGCUUGCCAAAGACAUUGUGCGAGAAACAGGAGUUUAAAAUAAAUGUGUGGCAGGAAAUAGACAGAUGAUUUAAUCAGAAAUACAUGUAUUGGCGAUUAUUUUAUUGACGAGCAACUCUGGAUAAUGUAUCAGAAAAUAAUGUCGUAAAUGUGCAUGAUAAGUCGACCCUCGCAAAAGAAAGACGCAAUCUGGCAAAUACCUUAAGUACAUGACUGCUCUUGUGUCUUCCAUUGUAUAUCGAGGACCGAUAGAAAUGUAUACAGAUAAAUUAAGUAGUAUCAUUAAAAUAACAUAAUAAUCACCAUAAAUAUUGUCUUUGAUAUCAUAAUGCUAUAAUAUUUGGCUACUAUCUUCCCAUUUCCAUUAACAUCAUAUUGUUUUCUUCUAAUGUAAUCAGUUAAAGUCAAUAAUGCGAUUUUUUUUUGAUUUUUUUUUGAAUAAUUAAACGCAAAUGAAAUCAUGAUAAAUACCAGACAUCGUCUGAACAAGACGGAAGCUUAACCAUUGACACUGACAACCACUCAAUUGGGUACAUUUUGUCCCUAGAACCAUGUGACUGCUUUUUUUCUUUCUGUUGAAUUUUGUCACAUGUUUUUAUCACACAUUCAAUAAUUUUCAUUGUGAAUAAGCCUGAAUGAGAGGUUCAAAUAAUGAUGAUAUUGUAAAUGUGCUUCUAAAGACGAAUUGAUGAAGAACCUUAAAAGAAGGUACCGUCAUCGUAAAUUUCAACCCAAAGAUAAAAGUGAUAUCGAAGGCCGUGUGACUUAGAUUAAUAAGUAGAAAUUAUAAAAUGAGUCAUUUCGUAACAUCUAGUUGUGUCAUUUAUGAGUUUCCUACACAAUAACCAUUACAGCACUUUCUAUUUUCAUCGUUCAUAAUAUGUCAAACGUAUUUAAGACAACAUUGAAUGCUGUAAAUUGACGUAGUGUCUAACGUUUAUCUAUUAAACUUGGUCAAACGAGUUUUGGAUUUGCAUUUAUAUACUAUUUAGAUAUAUCAAACAUAUUUGUCAAUGACUUGUGUGUUUUCGAUCGGCCAAAACAAUCUUGUUUUGUGGUGUGUAUGCCUCGUGAGGAAUAAUUAAUCUCCAACACACGUCCUAGGUGCUGCAGAUCAAGAUAAGAUGGCAAUUCGUAGCAUUCAUUUUGAUUACAAAUUAAAAAUAUUGCCAUUUCAAAUUGUCGAUGUAGACAUCAGCCUUAAUGCCCUGUUUUGAAUUAAAGAAAAAAUAGUUUUUAUUAUUUUAAUACAUAAAGAUCAAUUGAAAAUAUGUAAAUUACUCAAUACCUUUGUUCAAUGGGCAUCUUUUGAUAUGACUGUCCGUAUAAUGGGAGAUUUUUGCCGCAAUUUAACUUUAGCCUUUUUCGCCCUCAGUAACGAGGGCGAAUUUAUCAUGAAAGCAAGUAUUGAAACACAUCAUACAUUGAAAUUAACAGUGAUAUUUACCUUCUAUUAGGGGUCUUGUUAAAACUUCAGAAAGAUGGGAUGAUAGGCAAGGUUUAAAGAAUGUUUUGUUUCCGGUCUAAGUACGAACAACUUAUUUACAGAUGCCGUCACGUGCAAUUAAUCUUUUGUUCUUGUUAGGCAGUAGUGUGCGACGGUAACGAAAGUGUAUGACACGCAUACAGUACAUCAUAAGCUACCAUUGCUGACGUCACAUCGCUGCUAUUUAUUUCCUUUCGUUUAUAACAACCAGCUUGUUCCCUAAUUAUAUUUUUUAUAUUUUAUAACAUAGCAUGAUUUGAUUUAAUUUAAGUUUUAGACUGAAUUAUUAACUAUUUGAAUGAAGAUCAUCAUUUUACCUAUUUAAGUCGUGAUCUUUUUUUAUAGCGUCAUAUAUAUAGUUGUCUCUACUGGGUUAUUUUCAGGGUCAUAAUCAAUCUAUCAGAUUUUGUUGAAAAGAACAGUUUUAUUCUGUUAAGAUAUUUCUAUAGCUGAUGAAUAAUAUCACACAUAGUUAUGUUCUUCUUUGUUAAUAAUCUACAUGGAGGAAGCAAAACAUGUAUGGUUUCUGGAAAAUGAUAAAGGAUUCAGUUUGCCUAUCUGAAAAAAUGUUGUAAGGGUUUUCUGUGAGAAUCGCCUGUUUUUGUAAGAUGAAGAUUCACGAAUUCCCAUGUAUAUAUUCUACAACAAGAAACAUUAAGGGUAAUUUGUUUUACUUUCCCAAUAUAUGCUUAUUUUUAGGUGACUUCUUUGAAGAUUUCUCUAGCUAUAAAUGAAUUUUGUUGCAUGAUCUCUAUCGCAAAACAACUUAACCUUCUAUACCAAAAUUUAGUGAUUCAGUUACAAUAGAAAACAAGUCAUAAACUUAUUGAAAUAUUCCUAUUGGCUUAAGAGAUACUUUUAUCGAACAAUAUACAUAUUGUAUAAAAUUCCGAAGAAAAAAGAAAUGUCUACAUUUCAUUUAAAGAUAUCUUUUUCAAUUAAAGAAAAAUCUGUUUCAUUUUCAGUUACAGAAAUAACUUUUGCUGUUUUACAAGACAUCUCUAAUAUAUUUGCAAUUUCUUUUUAGGCAAUUAAUGAGUCGUUUUGUCAUACAAUAUCUCGUAACAAACAGGUUUGUGUUUUAUACAUUACUUUUUUACUGUAUAUAUAAAAAGGAAUUGUCAACAUACUGAAGAACAGGUUAUAUUGAUAUGAUACUUACGUUUGGUUUAUGAAGGGAUAGUUCUCUUCAAGUUUAUCCAUGUUGAUUAUGAAGACAAUUUAUGCGUAGGAAUGUGUCUAUGGACGUUCAACAUAGAACGAACUAUCAGGUUUCUGAUAAAUCCAUAAUCAUUAUGAUUUCUGUUAAACAUAACAAUAAUGAAUGUGGUCGAGUAUAAGAGAGAGCGUCGACAAGUAAAUGUUUGUUCAUAAUGCAUAGAGGGUGUGUAAGCUGUGAUAUAAGUAUACUAUAAUGUUAUAGAGGAGGAGGAGGAAGGAUAUUUAUAAAUAAAGUCAAAU